UUAAACAGAAACUUGAAACACCCAGUCGCGUUCUGGGCAUUUACAACGCUAUUUUCUGGCAGUAUUUUAAAACAAUACAGAUGAAGCCUCUAUUUGCCGUUACUUUCGUGAAAUACGUCAACCUCCCUUUGAUGGCAGCUUGAAUUUUUGAUCCUCCUUGUCAGUUACUAACCCCUAGAGGUUACCGGACCCGCCGCUGAGCUCUGGAAUGGUCCCUGCUGGACACCUGCUUGGUGUCUCUCCUCUAGGCAAUUUGUGAGCUGUUUGGGGGCGGGGGAGGCGUGAAGGAGGGUGAAGCGGAGGGAAAGGGGGAGAGAAGAAGGGGAGGGCAGCACUGAAUUAGAUUGUUGAUAGCGUCCCUCCGAGGACUGCUAUUAAGAGCACGCUAUUCUGUACUUCUCUGCUGCAGAAGACAGAGUGAUAUUCGUGUUAGCACACGGCAUGUUGUAAAUGUAUGAGAUUUUUGCUCAUCCUGGCUUGGAAAUAAGAAUAGGGAAAAGAGAGCAACUUGAAUCAGAAGCUACUAGAAGAGCGUGCAGAGUUCUGCAGCAGUUUAUAUUUGUUCUUACAUUUUGCCUUCUUCUAACUGGAAAACAGAGAGACUGGCAUUUUUUUUAAACGGGCUCUUCCCAUAAUGGCAUUCUUGUAUUGUGUGGCCAGAGCUUGCACAGGAGGAAAGCAGGCUGCCGAAUUUAGUCACUGAUCUCUAUUAGCUGUGGCCUAAGGCUAUGCUGAGGUUUAUAUCCCAUUUGUAUUGUUGCAGCUCAAAAGAAGAAUGUUCAGAGGAUGACAAGUGUAUUCUGAGUAGGUAUGUUGUUUCAUUUUCAUAUGAAACCCGUCUAUUUUUUUUUUUUCCUGCUACUAUUGGUCAGAAAUCAGGUUAAUAGGUGCAGAAUAUACUGCAGUGCUGCAGUAUCCCUGUUAAGGUAGAACAAUGGUAAUGCAAGCUUAAAAUAAUACCAAAAAAAAAAAAAAAACCCACCCCAAACCCUAGCCGCUUUUAUCAAAUAAAGCUGCAUUGUGUGGUAUGCACAGUGCAGUCUUUUCAAAAAAAAUAUACUGCAGUCAACGCUUUCCUAACGAGGUGGCACUAUUGUUGAGUUCGAACGAUAGAAUCAUCAUUUGCUUUAGGGGACAGGAGGAUUUAAAGGAGCUACCUUGCAGCCCUAUUUUACAGAUUGGAAGCAUCGGUUUAAGGGCACUGGCAGAAUCGUUUGCUUGUUCUCCGCGGCAGCCACUGCUGUGUCAGUACAGUGUGGAAUGGAAGUCAUAGUUGGUAGUCUGUUAUGGAAACGCUGUUUACUGUUAUUGUAGUACCGUGGUGACAACAUGCCAUUGAAAUGGAAAACGAGCUCUCCUGCUAUCUGGAAAUUCCCAGUUCCUGUGCUUAAAACAUCCAGGUCAACUCCACUUUCUCCAGCAUACAUAUCUCUAGUGGAAGAGGAAGACCAACACAUGAAAUUGUCCCUUGGAAGCAGCGAAAUGGGCCUCUCCUCCCAUUUGCAGUCUUCCAAGGCGGGAACCACACGCAUCUUUACCAGCAAUACCCACAGUUCUGUGGUGUUACAGGGGUUUGACCAGCUCCGACUUGAAGGGUUGCUCUGUGACGUGACCCUGAUGCCAGGGGACACAGAUGACGCCUUCCCUGUGCACAGAGUCAUGAUGGCCUCUGCUAGUGAUUACUUCAAGGCUAUGUUCACAGGUGGAAUGAAAGAACAAGAUUUAAUGUGCAUUAAGCUUCAUGGCGUGAGCAAAGUCGGUUUAAGGAAAAUUAUUGAUUUCAUUUACACUGCAAAGCUUUCUCUUAAUAUGGACAACCUUCAAGACACACUGGAAGCUGCCAGUUUUCUACAGAUUCUGCCGGUUUUGGACUUCUGCAAAGUAUUUCUCAUAUCUGGGGUCACUUUAGACAAUUGUGUCGAAGUUGGGCGGAUUGCCAACACCUACAAUCUGACAGAAGUGGAUAAAUACGUUAACAGUUUCGUCUUGAAGAAUUUUCCUUCAUUGCUGAGCACCGGGGAGUUCUUGAAACUCCCUUUUGAACGUCUUGCCUUUGUGCUUUCCAGUAAUAGCCUUAAGCACUGCACUGAACUUGAGCUCUUUAAGGCUACCUGUCGCUGGCUACGCCUGGAAGAGCCUCGGAUGGACUUUGCUGCGAAAUUAAUGAAGAACAUACGAUUUCCACUGAUGACACCACAAGAGCUCAUUAAUUACGUGCAAACCGUGGAUUUCAUGAGAACUGACAACACGUGUGUGAAUCUCCUUUUGGAAGCCAGCAAUUACCAAAUGAUGCCAUAUAUGCAGCCAGUGAUGCAGUCAGACAGGACUGCCAUUCGGUCUGACACCACUCAUUUGGUUACACUAGGAGGAGUGCUGAGGCAGCAGCUGGUUGUCAGCAAGGAAUUGCGCAUGUAUGAUGAAAAGGCUCACGAGUGGAAGUCCUUAGCCCCCAUGGAUGCCCCAAGGUACCAGCAUGGCAUUGCCGUCAUUGGAAAUUUCCUGUACGUCGUUGGUGGACAGAGUAAUUAUGACACAAAAGGAAAAACAGCAGUUGAUACAGUCUUCAGAUUUGAUCCUCGAUACAAUAAGUGGAUGCAAGUUGCAUCUUUAAAUGAAAAGCGCACCUUCUUCCACCUAAGUGCCCUCAAAGGAUACCUGUAUGCAGUUGGUGGGCGAAAUGCAGCUGGUGAACUGCCUACAGUAGAAUGUUACAAUCCAAGAACAAAUGAAUGGACCUACGUUGCCAAAAUGAGUGAGCCCCACUAUGGCCACGCUGGAACUGUGUAUGGAGGCGUAAUGUAUAUUUCAGGAGGAAUUACUCAUGACACUUUCCAAAAGGAGCUCAUGUGCUUUGACCCUGAUACUGACAAAUGGAUCCAGAAGGCGCCAAUGACCACUGUCAGAGGUCUGCAUUGCAUGUGUACAGUGGGAGAAAGGCUGUAUGUCAUUGGUGGCAAUCACUUCAGAGGAACAAGCGAUUAUGAUGAUGUCCUAAGCUGUGAAUACUACUCACCGAUCCUUGACCAGUGGACCCCGAUUGCUGCCAUGUUAAGAGGGCAGAGUGAUGUUGGGGUCGCUGUCUUUGAAAAUAAAAUCUACGUGGUUGGUGGGUAUUCAUGGAAUAAUCGUUGUAUGGUAGAGAUAGUGCAGAAAUAUGAUCCAGAUAAAGAUGAAUGGCAUAAGGUUUUUGAUCUCCCAGAGUCCCUGGGUGGCAUCCGAGCUUGCACACUCACAGUUUUUCCACCUGAAGAAACCACACCAUCACCUUCUAGAGAGUCCCCUCUUUCUGCACCUUAAGAUCGUCCCUGCAACUGAGAUGCUGUAGUCCUAUCUUUGCAACGUGUCAUGGAUUCUCUUCUUUCGCCCUCCCCCUUAAGUAGUGUAUGUUAGGAUUAGCCUCCAGUAAUUGAUACAAAUAUUGGAAAAAAGACGACAUUGAUGUUCUUUGUGCUGUUUGUUUGGUGGUAACAAAACCAUUCUGGAAAUGUAUCCCAUAGAAGCUGAUGUUUAACAUACGAGGAGAAAAAAAAAAAAAAAAAAGCAAGGCAAAGUAUUGUCUAUAAGAUGUUUCUGCAGUACUUUUUGAUGCUGUGUACUGGGUGUGAGGUAUUUGUCAUCUUACGUUAGAAAGCCCAAUAAACCAAGUUGAAGGUGGAUUAUAGUAAAUGUACAACUGUGCUAGCUAGGCUUCAAAGUAAAAAGUUUUCCUUUCAUCUUUGACUGUGAGAUGUGAAAGGGAGGUAGCCCGCUCCAACAGGAAACAAUAGACAAAAGGUUGCCAACUCGCAUGAGCUACCUCCCUCUUUUCAUAAAGUAUUUUUGACAUAUCUGUCAGCCCACCUGUCUGUGGGGUGCAUUGAGAACACAUCAAGUUUCUUAGACACACAGGAGAAAGAAUAAUUGUAAUUCACGAAUAUUAAUUUAAAAAAACAGCAUGACCCCUCAACUUGUAAGCAAGGCUUUGGGGUUCUUUAAGUGUGUAUAAAUAUAGACACACACAUAUAUCAAAUAGAAGAAUUUUAAAAACUGAGUAGCACGUCAAACAAAUGCCAAAAAGAAAACUUUGAAAUUUCUUCCAAAAAGCAGCUUCCAUUAAAAUGGGAAUUCAGUAUGCACGUACUGAAUGCACGUAUGUAGAAUCAUACUGAAUUUAGGUGAAUAAGGGCUAGAAAUUUUGAGCAACUCAAUUUGUCAUUUGGCCAAAUUUUUCCUUCCAAAACUGUAAUGUACACCUUCUCCUUUGCUGUUGAGGUAACUUACAUAUUAUAUGUAUUCUGUAUACUCAGUUCAUAAGAUUAUUUAGCACAAAGUAUAGCAGCUCCACCUGGUGAGCUACUUUCGCUCAGUGAAUUCCACUUCCAUGUUUUAUUUUUUUUGUUCAAUAAAAACAUUUAAUGUCG
Delphinapterus leucas (beluga whale) is the source of this 4400-nucleotide messenger RNA. RefSeq names its product kelch like family member 13 (gene KLHL13). The record is from RefSeq and is a predicted model, not a curated record. Gene Ontology annotation, cellular component: Cul3-RING ubiquitin ligase complex. Gene Ontology annotation, molecular function: ubiquitin-protein transferase activity; cullin family protein binding. Lineage: Eukaryota; Metazoa; Chordata; Mammalia; Artiodactyla; Monodontidae. Gene Ontology annotation, biological process: protein ubiquitination; regulation of cytokinesis.